Messenger RNA from Mesocricetus auratus (golden hamster), 2747 nucleotides. RefSeq names its product serine/threonine kinase 3 (gene Stk3). NCBI's taxonomy places the organism in Eukaryota, Metazoa, Chordata, Mammalia, Rodentia, Cricetidae. Gene Ontology annotation, biological process: protein phosphorylation; regulation of MAPK cascade; intracellular signal transduction. Gene Ontology annotation, molecular function: protein serine/threonine kinase activity; ATP binding. The record is from RefSeq and is a predicted model, not a curated record. Gene Ontology annotation, cellular component: cytoplasm. The transcript has 11 exons. Bases 198 to 1673 code for a protein of 491 amino acids.
GGCGGGGCCGGCGGCGGGGAGGGACCGCGUUCCCGAGCGGGAGGGAGAUCCGCCGCGGAGUUACGGGAAAGUUGUUCCGAGUUCCCGGGAGUUUCCCGGUGUGCUCGCCCGCGCUCGGCCGGCCGCCCCCAGGCUCCUUUCCUCCCCAGCGCCCUCACGGUCCACUCGGACCCUCUGGCUGCCUGCCACCGGCCGCCAUGGAGCAGCCGCCGGCGCCCAAGAGUAAGCUAAAAAAGCUGAGUGAAGACAGUCUGACUAAGCAGCCUGAGGAAGUCUUUGAUGUGUUGGAGAAGCUUGGAGAAGGGUCUUAUGGAAGUGUUUUUAAAGCAAUACAUAAGGAAUCUGGUCAAGUUGUUGCGAUUAAGCAAGUACCUGUUGAGUCAGAUCUUCAGGAAAUAAUUAAAGAAAUUUCCAUAAUGCAGCAAUGUGACAGCCCCUAUGUGGUGAAGUACUAUGGCAGCUACUUCAAGAACACAGACCUCUGGAUCGUCAUGGAGUACUGUGGCGCUGGCUCCGUGUCAGACAUCAUCAGGUUACGAAACAAGACGUUAACAGAAGAUGAAAUUGCAACUAUCCUAAAAUCCACAUUGAAAGGAUUAGAAUAUUUGCAUUUUAUGAGGAAAAUACACAGAGAUAUAAAAGCUGGGAAUAUUCUCCUCAACACUGAAGGACAUGCAAAGCUUGCAGAUUUUGGAGUGGCUGGCCAGUUAACAGAUACAAUGGCAAAACGCAAUACUGUAAUAGGGACCCCGUUUUGGAUGGCUCCUGAAGUAAUUCAAGAAAUCGGUUACAACUGUGUGGCUGACAUCUGGUCCCUGGGCAUCACUGCCAUAGAGAUGGCAGAAGGGAAGCCCCCUUAUGCUGACAUACAUCCGAUGCGGGCUAUUUUCAUGAUUCCCACAAACCCGCCACCAACAUUCAGGAAGCCUGAACUCUGGUCUGACGACUUCACCGAUUUUGUUAAAAAGUGCUUAGUGAAGAGUCCGGAACAGAGAGCCACGGCAACCCAGCUGUUGCAGCAUCCUUUCAUCAAGAAUGCGAAGCCCGUGUCAAUAUUAAGAGACCUGAUCACAGAAGCCAUGGAAACCAAAGCCAAAAGGCAGGAGGAGCAGCAGCGGGAAUUGGAGGAGGAGGAGGAGAAUUCGGAUGAAGAUGAGCUGGAUUCGCACACCAUGGUGAAGACCAGUUCAGAGAGCGUGGGAACAAUGCGGGCCACCAGCACGAUGAGCGAAGGGGCCCAGACAAUGAUUGAACACAACAGCACGGUGUUAGAGUCAGACCUGGGCACCAUGGUCAUAAACAGUGAGGACGAGGAAGAAGAAGACGGAACUAUGAAAAGAAAUGCCACGUCACCCCAAGGACAAAGACCGUCUUUCAUGGACUACUUUGAUAAGCAGGGCUUCAAGAACAAGAGUCACGAAAACUGUAAUCAGAAUGUGCGUGAGUCCUGCCCCGUGUCACAAAGUGUUUUUCCUGAGGACUGGAGAGUCCCGCAAGAUGGAGACUUUGACUUUUUAAAAAAUCUAAGUUUAGAAGAACUACAGAUGCGUUUAAAAGCCCUAGACCCCAUGAUGGAGCGGGAGAUAGAGGAACUGCACCAGAGGUACAGCGCGAAGAGGCAGCCCAUCCUGGACGCCAUGGACGCGAAGAAAAGGAGACAGCAGAACUUCUGACCGACACCCUCUGUCGCAGCAUGACUGGAGACCAAGCAGCCACCAGAACUGAAGGGGCUCUGCUGCUUUGUAAUCCCCAAAAUGUACGAUCUACAAUCUUGCAAAAGUCAAAAACUAAUGACGGUUCACAGCCAAGUAAAUUCCCGAAGCCAGACUGUGAGUUGUGACCGCUCUGACUUCGGUUAGAAAGGAUAAGAACAUAGAAAUGCGCUCUUUCUGCCAGCUGCUACCCAGCAACCAAACCAAUCUACAUUAAAGCUCUGUUGGGAGACUGUCGCUAAACCGCAGUCCCGGAGGGCUCUAUGUUACACUCUCCUUUGUUCCUGUGGAGAAGUCUAUUUAUUGUACCCCUAGGUAGACUUAUUUAUUUAUGCAGUUUUGCUCUUUGUUUUUUAAAGACGAGAUCAGGAUAGUUUGGGUAAAUGUCUGGACACACUGACAGAUGAUAACACACAACUAAAUUGUACAUUAGGCAGGGAGCUAAGGGAGCAUCCCUUCAUCUCCAGUAGAAACAAAGCAGCAAGAAGAGCGGUGUCCAGAUGGACCAGGCAUCUUUACACCGAGAUUAAUUAACAUUGGUACAGGCGAGGCUAUAUAGACAUAGGUCAAACAGAAUUAUGCCCUGUAAAACCAAAGAAAGCAGUGAAUCCUUGCACACAAAAAAAGUGUGGGAAAUAUUUUUAAAGAAAUGAAACUUGAGAAGACAAUGUAAUUCUUAACAUUUCCUGUAAUCUCAUCCGCAGUAAUCUCAUCAAAUUUAUUCUGUGGAAAAUAUGCUUUUGUUACAGGACUUUUUGUCGAUUUCAUUUAUUUUCUGGGAAUUGAUAUGCAUCAUGUAUCUGACAAUAACAAAACAAUAAAAACAUUUGUACUAAGCCAUGCAUCCUUGGGGCCGGGAGGGGGGGACAGAUUUAAGCUAGAAAGAGACACAUUUCUGAGCAGAAUUACCAUUUGUGUAAUUGAACUGGGACCAGCCCUUUCCUGCGCCACACGACCAUUUGGAGUGUGUGCUGUCUUAUGUGUUCAUCACUGCGUGUACAUCAUGGAGACAAAUAAAUUCCACUGAGCCACCCA